Messenger RNA from Microplitis mediator, 1689 nucleotides. Its product is annotated as speckle-type POZ protein-like. Gene Ontology annotation, cellular component: cytoplasm. Gene Ontology annotation, molecular function: ubiquitin protein ligase binding. Lineage: Eukaryota; Metazoa; Arthropoda; Insecta; Hymenoptera; Braconidae. Bases 238 to 1266 code for a protein of 342 amino acids. The transcript is spliced from 2 exons. The record is from RefSeq and is a predicted model, not a curated record. Gene Ontology annotation, biological process: proteasome-mediated ubiquitin-dependent protein catabolic process; regulation of proteolysis.
CGCGCGCAGUCUAUACAUCCGACAUAUGUAAAACAUAUGAAGGAACGCACUAGAAAAAAAACAUGGUGACUGUUUAGUACGAACACAAAACAGAUUAUUUGUUCUUAUCUACUCUUGAUUUACAUUUAUACAAAAGUAUUGGCGACAAUAAUAUAUAGAGUCACCACUUUGGCAUAAAGUGAAUAAUAAUCGCAAAGUUUUAUUGGUAUAAAAAAAGUUAUUGUUUGAUUAAUAAAAAUGGAAAUAAAUUAUGUUGAAAAAAAACAUACAGUAACAUUUGAAUGGAAAAUAAAAGGCUUAACUUCACAUUUAAAAUCUAGAAGUAAUAAUGAAGAUAAAAAUAUAAAAUUUAAGUCUCCUUCAUUUUCAAUAAAAGCUGAUGUUAAAAAUUUAUGGGAGUUACAUCUCAAUUUCAAUAAUGAUCCACAAUCAGUAGCUAAAGACUUCGUGUCAAUUCGUUUACAAUCUUUGAUAAAUGAUUGUAACAUUCAAACAGUAUUUACAUUUUAUGUUCUAAGCGAGGCAAAAAGAAGAAUUAACUUACGAACUUCGGCGCACGUAUUUAAAAGCAAUAGAACUUGUUAUGAGAUUCCAGAUUAUAUAGAAAAAACAGACCAAUUAAUGAUUCAAGAAGAACUUAUACCUCAUGACACCUUGACAGUUGGUGUUGAAUUGGAAAUAUUUGAUAAUACCACUGAUGUUCCAAGAAAGAAAUCAAUGAAUCAAAUGGCUCAGGAUUAUAAGCAACUUCUUGACAAUAAAACCGGCAGUGACAUUGUCCUAGCAGUGGGUGACCAGAAGUUUGAAGCUCAUAAGUCGAUCUUAAUGGCCCGCAGUCCAUUUUUUCUAGCGAUUUUUACCAGUAACAUGAAAGAAAGUAGAGAAAGUGAAAUAACUAUACCAGAAAUUAAGCCUGAAAUAUUUAAAAAAAUUUUAUACUCAAUUUACACUGAUGAAGUAACGGAAUUGGAUGAAAAUGCUGAGGAUUUGCUUGAAGCUGCUGAUCGUUUUCAGUUACUGUCGCUAAAAAAAAGGUGCGAAGAAUCUCUUUGCAAGUCUGUGACUGUUGAAAGAGCGAUUACGAUUCUAACAUUAGCAGAACGACACAGCGCAAAGCAGUUGGUAGAUUUUGUAGCUGAUUUUAUAGUAAAUAAUGGCGACAAAGUUGUCGAAACUCCUGAGUAUAACAUAAUGGAAGAAUCACAUCCAUCAUUAGUAUUGAUGUUGUUUAGAAAAUCUGUUUCAAUGAAAGGAUAUAAAUUUUAACUAUGAUGUAUGGUGAUUAAUCAUUGAGUUGUCAUUUUUUUCUACAAGAUUUAAUUCAUAAACUAAAAAGACGGACUGGGAAUCGCAUCUUCCAAUUUUUUUAUUGAAAAUUUUUAAUGGAGGCCAUUCUCAGACAGUGCCUUCCACUUUCUAGAAAUUUUGAAUGACAGCUCUCCUAAGUGCAUCAAAAUUUUAUCAAUCAAUUAAAAAAUAAUUUAAGUAUUAAUUGAAAAGAAGUCUUUGAAUUAAUUUGUCUCAUUCAAAACUUUAUGUAUAUGUAGUUUUUUUUUUUAUAUUCAUUAAUAACAAACAAAUAUAUUGUUACCCGUUUAUUCUAGUGCAAUAUACUUCUCUAGAAGUGAUAUCAUAAAUCAUAUAUUUGUAUUAAUGACAUUACAAUUGCAUACUUUAACUACUUUCUUG